This is a messenger RNA of Asparagus officinalis (garden asparagus), 1362 nucleotides long. Its product is annotated as zinc finger protein ZAT2-like. The coding region runs from base 188 to 1102 and encodes 304 amino acids. The record is from RefSeq and is a predicted model, not a curated record. The transcript has 2 exons. Gene Ontology annotation, molecular function: DNA-binding transcription factor activity. NCBI's taxonomy places the organism in Eukaryota, Viridiplantae, Streptophyta, Magnoliopsida, Asparagales, Asparagaceae.
CACUCUUGUCGCUUCCAUUCAUCUCCUCCUACUGUUUCUCUCUUCUCUGCUCAAAGAUUUCAUCUUUUUCUCUCUCUUCUUCUUAAUCUUCUAAUCUCUACUGAGUUGAGCUGGGGGUUUCAAGAUUUUAGCUGGGUUUUCUGGGUUUUGCUUUGAUAACUUGGGGACCAACUUUCUGAAGCUCAAAAUGAGAGCAAUGCAGCAGAAGGAAGCCAGCAAUAAGAAAGCUGAUUCAGAGGUGAAUGGAUCUGUCUCAAAAAUGCAUGAGAAAGAUUAUAAUGAAGAAACAUCUUCUGAUGUGACCGAGUCUAACUCUGGAAAAUCCCAGCAAGCAAUUGAGAGCUCUGAAACCAACAAUUUAAACAUGAUCACUUGUCCAGAGUGCCCAAAGAUUUUCCCCACCCCAAAAGCUCUCUAUGGUCAUCUAAGGUCUCACCCUGAAAGAGCUUAUCGGGGCGCAAACAAACCGGUCAAGAAUCUCAAGCGACGAUCCAAUCAAACCUCGACAGUCACAAACUGGCGACGAUCCAAUCCAACCUCGACGGUCACAAACUGGCAACAAUCCAAUCCAACCUCGACGGUCACAAACUGGGGCUUACGCGCAAAGAGAGGGCGAACUACUCCAGAGGAAUUUGCUGCACAGACCCUGUUGAUUAUUUCUGAGACUGUAGUCAUAGUGCCUGUCAAAAGACCAGAAGAAUCUCCUAAGGGAUCAAAGACCUACCAAUGCAAUAUUUGUGACAGAACUUUUGCUAGCCACCAGGCAUUGGGAGGUCAUCGAGCUAGUCACAAUAAGAAAACUGAGCCGCAUGAGGGAGUUACAGAGAAUGGAGUUGUUCAAGCUGAUGCUAGGGCUGCGACUGCAAUUGAGCACAAAUGCAAGGUUUGCAGCGAGGUUUUUGCGACGGGUCAGGCUCUUGGUGGGCAUAUGAGAAGACACUAUAAUGGACCUCCUUUAACCGGGAAUGCUUUGGAGAAUGUUGGGAAUGCAAAUGAGAAUGAGAAUGUGGAGAAUGUUGAAAGAGGAAAUCGCGGGUCUCGCCUGUUUGAUCUCAAUGAGUAUCCUCCACAGUUUGAAGAAGUAUACGGAGCUGCAGUUUGAAGUUUUAGUAUUAGUUGGAGUUCUAGCAUUUUUUUUUUCUUUUCCCCCCUAGGUUUGGAAACUAGUGAGAAAAAGGAGGAAAUAGGGAAAAUUUUGGUUUCCUUCUUUUCUAGUAAAUUCUUCUUUAGGUCUUAUUUAGAAGUUGUGCAUGCUAACAGUUGCUUGUGAAUGACAGAUUCUAGUUUCUAAUAUGAGAACAUGAAUAUACGCUCACUUAUUUUGCCAGUAUAUGGGGUCUAUUGUUACAGCCAUUUUGAUAU